Phragmites australis (common reed) is the source of this 2137-nucleotide messenger RNA. RefSeq lists its product as uncharacterized. The transcript has 4 exons. Bases 142 to 1413 code for a protein of 423 amino acids. The record is from RefSeq and is a predicted model, not a curated record. Lineage: Eukaryota; Viridiplantae; Streptophyta; Magnoliopsida; Poales; Poaceae.
UCCCAAACCCCCCGAAACCGCGCAAAACUGCCGCGCCGGCGCGUGAGCCCGCCAUGACACCACACGGCGCUGAACACCCACUUCCACUUCGCUCGCAUUCCCCGUCUUCCCAAAACGGCCCCCAAACCGACGAGAAAAAAAAUGCCGCGGCUGGCGCCAGCGGACGCGACCCUAAUCCUGGACCACGUCCUCGGCGACCCCUCCGUCCCCGCCGCCGCGGCGCAAGCGCUCCUGGCCGCGCUCCCCUUCCCCUCCCACCCGACCCCGCGCCUCCGCCGCGCGGUCCUCCUCCGCGGCCUCGCCUCCGACCCGGUCUCCGCCUCCGCUCUCGACUCCCUCCACCUCCUCGCCUCCCUCCCCUCCCCCUCCCCCUCCCCCUCCCCCGCCGCGGCUUCGGCCCACCUCGCCGUCGCUGCCUUCCUCGCCGCGUCCGCGCCCGACUUCGACGCCGCCGCGCGGGCGCUUUUCGCGCGCCCCGACGGUCGCGCGCGCCGCGGGGUCGGUGGGGUGUCACCCGCGUUCGGCUCCGACGAGGCCGCCGCCGUCGCGGACCAGUUCGAGGCCGCUGUCGGGAACUCCUUCUCGCAGGUGGUGCUCAGGGGGCUGUGGGGCCACAGAGCUGCAGCGGAGGAGCGGGUGAAGGGUCUCCUCGCCGCCGAAUGGGCCGCGAUUGGGCCGUCGCGGCUGGAGGCGGCGGCCGAGCGGAUCGUUGGGAACGGGGCCCUCGAGACAUGGCGUGCGGCGGAUGAGACCACCCGCGCCAAGUACCGCGUGCUAGCUGGGAGAGGGAAAACACGUGAGAUUCUGGGCAAACUUGAAGAACCUACCUCUCAUGUAAAUCCAAUUUCGACGCCAGAAGUUCAUAAGGUGGUGGAUGCGCUUAAAACAAGUUGUGCCGACCUCCACAGUGUAGUGGAAGAUCCACUUCCAGCUGCGAAGGCAGCUGCAGAUGAGGUGUUGGCUACAAGGAUGGAUAAGGCAGUUAAUUUAAAUGCUGAAGAAGUAAGUGGUCAGCCAGCGACUUGUGGCACUGCAGGCCCAAGUGCUCUUAAUGACAGAGAUAAGGGUUUGAGUAAAGGCACACCUCACAGCCUUAUGGAUUGGAACCCAACAGCACGGACCUUUCAGUGGGAGGAGUCACCUGAUCCUGAGAGUUUGGAACCACCGUUACGUAGACCGCACCUGCCUAGCCCAAGGAGAAUGCCAGUUUCUCCUUUGCAACCGGCAGGAAACAAAAAUAAACGUAGAAAGGCAAGGAAGUGGUGCAUGUUAGAAGAAGAAACAAUAAGAAAGGGUGUUGAACAGUAUGGUAGUGGCAAUUGGAAGGACAUUUUAACUAACAAUCCAGAUGUUUUUAUCGGUAGAACACCGGUGGGUACUUGGAUAUUACAGUGGAGUUGCUUUGGUUACUAAUCUUCCAUGAAGUAUGACUGAUUGUAUGUUGUAGGUGGACCUGAAGGAUAAGUGGAGGAACAUGAUGAGGUAAUGGAGAAACUUUAGGUGGACAAGAUGCUGGAGGUUGUGUUUAGGGAUGUAAGUUUAGUAUUUUCUGGGUCAUUGGGUCGACCUACAACUCAAAAAAUUGAACUAAAGAUUCACUCCUACCCAAUUAAAUUAAGGGAAAAAAAAUAAACUAAGUGCUGACCCAGAACUACCUAUUGUGUACCCACUUGCAUCCCUAGCCGUGUUCGUUCCGGCUGAAGUAACCUUUAGACAUAGGGCGCAUUCUGGUGGGUUUGCCUAUGUUGAAGCAGCAAGCCUUUUACCACUGUAGUUGGGAUGCAUUUUGUGACGGCACUAACGUAGGACCAGUAGACUCCAUCAGAAUCUCCACCUGCGCUGAUCUAGCCCUGACCAGCAACAACCAACAAAUGCUUAGCGUGUAGCGUCUUCACAGCAGAAAUGUAUUGAAUUCUGUUCUGUAUCUGUUGCCCUGAUACUUGUACAGUAAUUUUGCGCCUGCUUGGUUGCUUGUGUAUGUUCUGUAAUGCUUGAGUGCUGUGCUGUCGAAGUACACUGUAACUGUACAUGCCUGCUGCCAUGCCGGAUGCUCGAUGAUGAUAUGAGAAUUAUGUGUACACUGUUGCAAAGAUACCUAUAUUGCAAAAUACCCUUGGAUGUGAGGGUGAUAUGUGGA